Molecule: messenger RNA, 1283 nt
Organism: Nilaparvata lugens (brown planthopper)
Lineage: Eukaryota; Metazoa; Arthropoda; Insecta; Hemiptera; Delphacidae
Product: tetratricopeptide repeat protein 12
Exons: 5
Coding region: 305-1039 (244 amino acids)
Molecular function (GO): protein binding
Source: RefSeq, a predicted model, not a curated record
UCUACCGGAGUAGCAGACGAUGCACUGUUUAAAUGUUUGUUUACUUACAAAGAAUUCCAUUUUUAAUAGAAAACAUUGACAAUUAAUUGUAAAUUGAAACUCAGAUGAAAUAUGGUUGAUUUCUAUUGAACUCUAUUUCAUUCACCUAACUCUUUUUCUUUUGUAUUGGAUCAGUGAAGACUACUCUUUAUUAUAAUUUUAUGUUUGACUUAUUUUUGAACCUAGCAACCGGUCGGUGCGUUUGAUUAUUCUUUGAGUUAUUGUCAUUAAACAGUUGCAAAUUAUUGAACAGUUUUCUCAAAAUAUGGAACCUUUUCCUAAUAAAUUACCACCAUUCGACAAAGUCAAUGAUGAAGAGUUGACAAACUUUCUUCGAAAAGUGGAUGAUAUAACUUCAGUCAUCAAUGGAAUGUGCUCAAAGGAUCCAAGUGUUUCGGAAGGUGCUACGAAAAAGGCUGACUAUCUUUUAGGAAAUGAUACUAAAAUUCAAAUUGAUGAGGAGAAGGUUAAAGUAGUUAAAGACAGAACUAUCAUCAAUAAAAAGGCAUAUGAACAUGAUGACAAACCCAAUCAAGUUUCUCCUGAACAUUUUAUGAAAUCUGUUGAAAGAGAUGCUAAGGAACGCGCUGAAAAUCGUCGGAUGAGUAGAGAGGUCGCUAAACGACUUAUGAAGGAAGGAUCAAAACAUUACCGCAACAAGGAGUAUGAGAAAGCGCUCUCAUACUACAAUCAGGCCAUGGAUGAGGUUCGAGAUGAUUGCUUGCUGUACUUGAAUAGAGCGCUUACUUUCACGAAUCUUGGUUUGCACGGUAAAGCUGUGGAUGACUGCAAGUGGGCACUCAAAUUGGAUGAGAACAAUCUGAAAGCAUUCAUGUGCAAAGCUAAAGCACAACUGUGCAUGGAUAAAGAUGAAGAAGCCGAAGUCACCAUCCAGGAAGCCCUGGACAAACAUCCUGACAAAAAGGAAUUCAUCAAAGAUUAUGUAAAUGAGGUGAAAAUGGCUAGACAGAAAAACGCUACAAAUCUUUCUCUGGGAUGAGUAAGAUUUUCUCUGAGACUUCAACUUAUUCAAACAGUCGUUUGGAGUGAUAUUUGGGAAUUCAAUCUCGUGGAAGAAAAUGAACCCCGUUGAAGAGAUGGUCUCAAAUUGCACAAUCUCAAUCUAUUGAGACCCAGAGAUCAUUUUAUUGGUAAUGAUAAUUGCAAUUAAUAUGCCAGUAAUUGUAUUGUUCUAAUCUUGAUAUAAAUAAUGUCACUGUGAGAGACUGGAAUAGUCCAAAGUA